AUGUUUGCCGCAGCGACCGCACUCUUCGCGCGUACAAACAUAUCGCAGAACUACAAUAUCGGGGGUUCCGCCAUCGGCAGUAGGACGUCGACGCCCGGUCCGUCAAGCUCCUCGAGUGCUGCUCUGCCUGCCGCGGCUGCGCAUGCGCCGCCAUUCAACGUCGGGCCUUGGCGUGUACAGUCUGCAACGCACAAGGUCACUGGGAAACGCGUGUCGGUAUGGAGUGCGGACAAGCGCAGCCAGGAGAUGGAACGCAUGGGACCGGUGUCGAAGGAGCGCACAAUAGAGGUGCUCAAGUCUGAGGCAUCCGCGCUGGGCCGCUUGCGGCAUCCUUGCAUCCUCGAGAUGGUUGAGCCGCUUGAGGAGACCCGGAAUGAACUUAUAUUCGCGACCGAGCCCAUCAUAUCCUCCCUGCACCUCUCUAUACCUGGUUCUUUCCAGUACACGCCGCUCGUCGAGCUAGACGAAGUCGAAAUCCAAAAGGGAAUCCUGCAGGUUUGCAAAGGCCUGGCGUUUUUGCACACCUCUGCGCGCACGAUCCACACGAAUCUCACACCGGAAGCUAUCUUGAUUAAUAAUGCUGGAGAUUGGAAAAUCUCUGGGCUCGGCCUUACCAUCGCGCUCGCUGGGCCCAGCGGCGCACCCACAAAAUGGGAAUUUCCCACCUUUGAUGGACGAGUCUCGCCAUAUACACAGCGUUCUUUCGACUACAUGGCGCCGGAGUACGCUCUGGACGAGAUGCUCGACCCCGCAUCGGACAUGUACUCGUUGGGCUGCCUCAUGUAUGCCGUGCACUCCAAAGGCAAUCCGCCGUUCAAGACGCACGGCAGCCUCGGCGCAGUCCGCGAGCAUGCGGGCAAGCCUAUUCCUGCCAUGGAGCGGCUCGACUCGGAUCUACGCGUACUGCUCAACACGCUCGUCACGCGGCAUCCGCAUGAGCGGCCCGCUCCUGGUGACCUUCCAGCCCACGCCUUCUUCUCGUCACUCCCGAUCUCAACGCUCAACUUCCUCGAUCGCUCCAACUUUGCCGCCAAGUCGCGCGAGGAGAAGAUCUCGUUUAUGAAGGGGCUGACGAGCGUGCUUGGCCGUUUCAGCGAAGGCUUGCGGAUACGCAAGAUCUUGCCAUCGCUCCUCGAGGAGAUGAAGGAUACCCAGCUACUACCGUAUAUUUUGCCCAAUAUCUUUGUUAUUUCGCAGAUUUUAUCGUCGAGUCAAUUCGCGACGCUCGUACUUCCGAGCCUCAAGCCGCUGUUUGUAAUUAAGGAACCGCCACAGAACAUGCUGACUCUCCUCGACAACCUGCAGAUGCUGCAGGACAAGACCGAGAAGGUCGUUUUCCGGGAACACGUGCUUCCUCUUGUGUAUAACGCGCUGGAAUCGGAACACGCCAUUGUCCAAGAACGUGCCUUGAAGGCCGUUCCCGACCUAUGCGAAACGAUCGAUUACGCUGAAGUACAAGGUGUAUUAUUCCCUCGCGUUGCCCUCGUCUUUACGAAGACUCGUGUAUUAUCAGUAAAGGUGGCAACUCUGGUCACAUUCCUUGCCAUGGUGAAGACGCUAGACCAGACAAGUCUGACUCAGAAGCUUGUACCAUUGCUAUCGAAGAUCAGGACAAAAGAGCCUGCCGUCACGAUGGCAACGCUCGCCGUGCAAGAAGCCACGGGCAUGAAGGUCGACCGUGAAGCUGUAGCUACCCUCGUCUUGCCACAAUUAUGGGCAAUGUCUAUGGGCCCUUUGCUCACUGUCUCGCAGUUCAAACGCUUCAUGGAGGUGAUACGUAAGUUGGGUGAUCGCGUCGAGCGCGAGCACGACCAAUAUCUACGAGAUUCGCAACGGAUCGAAGACCGUUCGGCGACAGCAGCGCAUGGCGCGAACGGAGUCAACGUAGAUGGUGGCGUCGACUUCGAGAGUCUGGUCACGAACGGGUCUGCCGGAGGCAAUGUGGCAACCGUCAAGGCCGAUACGGUCAUUGACAGCUCGAAGAACUGGGAAGAUGACGUCUGGGGCAGUAUAUUCACAAGUAGCCCAGCAACGCCUCCAAUGCAAAGCCCCACAAUUUCUCCGCCACCAGCACCUGCAUUUCAGCAGACGCAGUCGAUGCCAUCGCCGCCUAGACCUAGCACCACCAUACGUGCGGCCUCGAAAAGCAUUCUCAAUCCGUCUGCACGGCGUUUGGGCGCAACUCCGAUACCCUCAACUUCCUUCAGCGCGGCUUCAUUCUCACCGCCGCCAAUAUCGUCACCGCACGCAGCGCCCUUUUCUACAUCUAGCUUUAUAACACCACAAAUACAGCCAUCAAUGCCGGCCACCACAACACAGAGUCCCGCUCCUAACUACAACAUUUCGCUGACGGCUACCCCGCCCAUCACCAUGUCGACGCCACCAUUGACGAGCUUGUCGACGCCACCAAUGUUCUCGUCACCGCUGGUGCCGUCACGACCAUCGCAACCAAGCUGGCAAAGUAGCGGCACGACGAAGCAGCUUACGAAGGACGAUUGGGGAGAUUUCGAUCCACUGUCGUAGAGCCUGUCCGCUCCUUACACCAUUUGACCAUAUGAUAUCAUCGGACUUCACUCAU
This is a messenger RNA of Postia placenta MAD-698-R-SB12, 2578 nucleotides long. RefSeq lists its product as hypothetical. The transcript has 15 exons. The record is from RefSeq and is a predicted model, not a curated record. Gene Ontology annotation, molecular function: protein kinase activity; ATP binding. The coding region runs from base 1 to 2523 and encodes 840 amino acids. Gene Ontology annotation, biological process: protein phosphorylation. NCBI's taxonomy places the organism in Eukaryota, Fungi, Basidiomycota, Agaricomycetes, Polyporales, Adustoporiaceae.